Messenger RNA from Argentina anserina (silverweed cinquefoil), 1291 nucleotides. Its product is annotated as 60S acidic ribosomal protein P0. Gene Ontology annotation, cellular component: cytosolic large ribosomal subunit. Gene Ontology annotation, biological process: cytoplasmic translation; ribosomal large subunit assembly; ribosome biogenesis. Gene Ontology annotation, molecular function: structural constituent of ribosome; large ribosomal subunit rRNA binding. Bases 199 to 1161 code for a protein of 320 amino acids. The transcript is spliced from 5 exons. The record is from RefSeq and is a predicted model, not a curated record. NCBI's taxonomy places the organism in Eukaryota, Viridiplantae, Streptophyta, Magnoliopsida, Rosales, Rosaceae.
UUCACCUCCCACGCGCCUCUACGUCUUCACAGAACUCCCAAACCCUAACCUUCGUCCCUGAAAAGAGAGAGGUUAAAGAGACAGCCGCCGCUGUCCGCCUUGACCGAGCCCCAAAGCCUCGUUCUUGGCCCUCAUUUUCCCACCCCCUCACUAAUCCUCUCAUCUUUUCACUACUAACCCCCGACUCCCACCAUCACAAUGGGCAAGCUAUCCAAAGCCGAGAAGAAGAUCAACUACGAUGCCAAGCUCUGCAAGCUCCUGGAGGACUACGGCCAGGUCCUCAUCGUCGCCGCCGAUAACGUCGGCUCGAAUCAGCUCCAGAACAUCCGUAAGGGUCUACGUGGAGACUCCACAGUUCUGAUGGGGAAGAAUACUAUGAUGAAGAGGACUAUUAAGAUCCUUUCCGCCAAGACCGGCAACGAUACCUACCUCAACCUCGUGCCCCUCCUUGUGGGCAAUGUUGGUCUGAUUUUCACCAAGGGUGAUUUGAAGGAAGUGAGCGAGGAGGUUGCCAAGUACAAGGUUGGAGCUCCUGCUCGUGUUGGUUUGGUUGCUCCAAUUGAUGUGGUGAUUCCGCCUGGCAACACUGGUCUUGAUCCAUCCCAGACCUCUUUCUUCCAGGUGCUUAACAUUCCCACCAAGAUUAACAAGGGUACUGUGGAAAUCAUAACCCCUGUGGAAAUCAUCAGGAAGGGUGAGAAGGUUGGGAAUUCUGAGGCUGCCCUUCUUGCCAAGCUCGGUAUCAGGCCAUUCUCUUAUGGUCUUGUUGUCACAAUGGUUUAUGACAAUGGAUCUGUCUUCAGCCCAGAGGUGCUCGAUCUUACUGAGGAUGACCUCAUGCUUAAGUUUGCUUCUGGUGUCUCCAAUGUCACAGCAUUGGCAAUGGCCAUCUCCUACCCAACAAUUGCAGCUGCACCACAUAUGUUCAUCAAUGCCUACAAGAAUGUGUUGGCUAUUGCUGUGGCUACCGAGUAUUCCUUCCCCCAAGCUGACAAGGUCAAGGAGUAUCUGGAGGAUCCUUCAAAGUUUGCUGUUGCCUUGGCUGCCCCUGCUGCAGCCUCCGGUGGUGCUGCUGCCCCUGCUGCAGCUGCGAAGGAGGAGGCCAAGGAAGAGCCAGAUGAGGAGUCAGAUGAGGAUAUGGGACUCGGCUUAUUUGAUUAGGUAGUAUGCUCUAAGUAGUUGCAGGUUACAAAUACUUGAACAAUUAAGUUUGUAUUUUGUUUUGGGAUUAUUAUUUGCUUAAUUAUGCUUUGGAUGUUACUGGUACUAAAUUCAAGUUUUUGUUGUUAUG